AAUGAACAACACAAUUCAAACGGACAAGAAGGAAGUGAAGAAGAUUGAAGAAGAGAUUAAAGAGUGGCUUGAUCAGUGUUUGGCCAGGAAUUGGGGAGAUGAGAUGAAUUAUGAAUCACAUGACUCGUAUUCAGAUUUUAAGUAUAUAACCACAACCCCUAUCUUGGAUUUCCAGACCUGCCAACUCAUCUACAAAACAUCCCUUCUCAAAACCUUCACCUCUAAAAAAUCGCAAGAGGGAGAACAAGAAAUUGAUGACAUUAAACAAGAACUUAACACAACAAAGAGUACCUUAAAAGAAAUGACCAAGGUCUCUCUAUUGACAGAAAAAGUAGCUUAUCAUCACAAAGAAUUUGAUAGAGAAAUCAUUCUUAUGCUAAGUUACAAAUAGCGAGAUCUGCACUGUUCGCUUUAUUCAAGUCAAACUCCUUAAGGAUGGUAUUACCAAUGAACAAAUUUAUCUAAACGUUUUAAAUUUCUUAUCAGAGGUCACCAACGAGACUAAUAGCAUGACUUAUUCUCUUGCAAAAGUUAGCCCAAAAGCUAAAGAGCAAGGUCUUUUAUACAGUAGCAACUAUGAAGACUUUGAAAAAGAGAAUAUGGCCAUGGAUCCAAUAUUCAAUAAACCUGGUCUUGACGAAGAUUCUUUCCUCCUCAAGAGUGAAUACUCAACUUGUUUAAAAGUCUGAGAUGACGAAAAAGCCUUAAAGAAGUAUAUGAACCUAGAAUGACUUCCAGAGUUUGUAGGAAUAUGACUGAAAGAUCAACUAGAACUCUUUGAUAGAAAUUUUAGAGCUAUCGAAGUGUUAAUGGAGGAAGAAAGCGAGGACUUUUUCUCACCAGGAACUUUAGCCUUUUUAACGUUAUAA
Messenger RNA from Moneuplotes crassus, 869 nucleotides. The record is from the annotation of a GenBank genome assembly. Lineage: Eukaryota; Ciliophora; Spirotrichea; Euplotida; Euplotidae.